Messenger RNA from Carassius auratus (goldfish), 2725 nucleotides. RefSeq names its product NAD-dependent protein deacetylase sirtuin-1-like. Gene Ontology annotation, molecular function: histone deacetylase activity, NAD-dependent; p53 binding; transcription corepressor activity. The transcript is spliced from 9 exons. Gene Ontology annotation, cellular component: nucleus; rDNA heterochromatin; nuclear inner membrane. Lineage: Eukaryota; Metazoa; Chordata; Actinopteri; Cypriniformes; Cyprinidae. The record is from RefSeq and is a predicted model, not a curated record. Bases 34 to 2016 code for a protein of 660 amino acids. Gene Ontology annotation, biological process: negative regulation of DNA-templated transcription.
UCUCGCUCCUCCUCCGUUCACUCCCUGGUGAAGAUGGCGGACGGCGAGAAUCAACGGGCCGACACCGCCGACGCCGAGCCGCUUCCGAAGAGACCGAGACCCCUGGAUCCGCCCGGUGACCCGGAGCACAGCGCGGCUGUCGGAACCGAGCCGAUGGAGGCGGAACCGGCGCCGAGGACCGAGUCCCAUCAGGCCUCACUGAACAACAACAACCAUCAACGCCGCACCGAGACCGAGCCUGAGCCGCAGCUCUCCGACCAUCCCAAUGGUUUCACAUCACCUGAUCUUCUUCAUCAUGAUGAUGAUGAUGAUGAUGACGACUGCUCGUCUCGUGCCAGCUCCAGUGACUGGACGCCUCAGCCACAGAUCGGCUCGUAUCGGUUCAUUCAGCAGCACAUCAUGAGAGGAACCGACCCGAGGGCCAUUCUGAAAGACCUGCUCCCCGAAACGGUUCUCCCGGCGGAUCUGGACGACAUGACGCUGUGGCAGAUCAUCAUCAACAUCUCAGAACCGCCCAAAAGAAAGAAACGCAAAGACGUCAACACGCUGGAGGACGUGGUGCGGCUCCUGACGGAGAGGAAGAAGAUUCUGGUGCUCACGGGUGCCGGGGUGUCUGUUUCCUGCGGGAUUCCUGACUUUCGGUCUCGAGACGGUAUAUACGCUCGACUCGCUGUGGACUUUCCUGACCUCCCUGAUCCUCAGGCCAUGUUCGACAUAGACUACUUUAGAAGAGAUCCAAGGCCUUUUUUCAAAUUCGCCAAGGAAAUCUACCCGGGACAGUUCCAGCCGUCUCCAUGUCACAGGUUCAUCUCGAUGCUGGAUAAGGAGGGAAGGUUAUUAAGGAACUACACUCAGAAUAUCGACACGCUGGAGCAGGUGGCUGGGAUCCAGAAGAUCAUUCAGUGUCAUGGUUCUUUUGCGACUGCUUCCUGUCUUGUCUGUAAACAUAAGGUUGACUGUGAGGCCAUAAGGGAGGAUAUAUUCAACCAGGUUGUUCCUCACUGUCCGAGGUGUCCGGCGGAUGUCCCGUAUGCCAUUAUGAAACCAGACAUUGUCUUCUUUGGUGAGAACCUUCCGGAGUUUUUCCACAGAGCCAUGAAGCAGGAUAAAGAUGAAGUGGAUCUUCUCAUCGUGAUCGGCUCCUCGCUGAAAGUGCGGCCGGUGGCUCUCAUUCCCAGCUCUAUUCCUCAUGACGUGCCUCAAGUCCUGAUCAACCGCGAGCCGCUGCCGCAUCUGAACUUCGACGUGGAGCUGCUCGGAGACUGUGACGUCAUCGUGAACGAACUCUGCCAUCGUCUGGGGGGCGACUUCGAGCAGCUGUGCUACAACUCGUCCCGUCUCAGCGAGAUCACAGAGAAACCGGCCGCUGAGAGCCCAUCCACAGACCCCCAGGGGCCUGAAGAUCACGCUCGGCCCGUCUCAGGAGCGUCAGAGGACGUCCCAAACACUGAAUGUCAGGAUUCACUGUCUCCCAAGAAAGAGGAGGAACCGGAAACAGCAUCUUCCCCAGCAGCACGAAGAACAAGCCCUCAUCCAGAGCCGGCACCAGAAACUAACACAGACCCAAAAGAACAUUCUCCGAAGACGGCGAGUCCCAGUCCGGAGAGGAGAGUAGCGUGUGACCCUACAGAAGCACUGGACACUACUGAUGACGUGAAGGAGGAAGAAACGGCUGAUCCUCACCAUGCUGAAGUGCGGAGACGGUGCUGGAGAAGCCGAAUCUGUCAGAGUCCAAUUAGCAAACGACUCGGAGCCUCACAGUAUUUAUUCCAAGCACCGAACCGCUACAUUUUCCACGGCGCCGAGGUCUACUCGAGUUCAGAGGACGAGACGUCCAGUUCCUGCGACAGUGACAGUGACGGCUCUCGCUGCAGCGCAGACGCUUUGGAGAAUGAAGACAGUGACGGAGAAGAAGACAAAGACACAGACGGCCAGGCAGAGACAGUACAGGACCAUGAACACAAACGCCUUCAAACAGACUGCACAGCAGAAACAGACCCACCAUCCACACAAUAACUCACCAGCACUCGCUGCAUUUAAUCUACUCAAGCCUCUUUUAUAUAUUUUUGUAUUUCCCUCCCUCCUAAACAUCCUGUUAUGUCUUCUAAUGCAUGCAACUUCUUUCUUUUGUUCGGCUUAUAACCCUUUUUGUUUUUUCACCUUUGCAUUUUUAGAUGUAAAAUAUGCAUUUAAUUCCGGUGAAUGUUUCUGCCUGAGAAUUGAACUUGCUAUGUAAUUGCUUGGGAUAAAAAAGGGAAUGAUUUUCAAACCAAAGAUUACUUUUCUGUAUUGUUUCUUGUUGGAUCUGUCCAGUAUGUUCACCAAACCGUGGCAUUUUCAGACAUUUGGCAGCUAUGGUCAGCCUACUGUUGAAGUCUUUUAUACUCUAUUCAUCAAACAGAUGUUUUCAGGACAUUAUUUACAUGCAUUCACACUCUUGUACUUCCUGUCCUCAAGCACUUAGUAAGUUCUGAAUCAGUUUUUGGUUAUGCUUGUUUGGUUAAUGCUCUCGUUGACUGUGCAUUCAAAUCUUUAUAACACUGUUAAGUUUUAAUAUCAGCACGAAUUCACGAUUCCCUCAUGCUGAGGAUGCAGUUUUGGUUGUAUGUUCUUAAACUCAUUUUUUUAAUGUUUAAAAAAAAAAGUUAUGUCAGAUUUUGUGUUUACGUUAAUGUGGAUUGGCAAUGCUGCAAAAGAGUAAAACAAUACUUUUUGACUUCACAAA